UGCCUCAAGUAAUGUAUGCCUGUGAUCAUAUAAGUAUUUUAACGAGCGAAAUAUGGCCACAUUUAAUGAAGGCAGCCUCAAAAAGAAGUUAGAUGAUUUGAACGUCUCCACGCAGUCCAUUCAGACGGUUUCGCUCUGGUUAAUCCAUCACAAGAAGCACGCUCACACGGUCGUCAAUGUUUGGUACAAGGAACUUGUGGCAGCAUCUGAGUCGCGCAAAUUGACAUUUAUGUACCUUGCAAACGAUGUGAUCCAGAACUCAAAGAAGAAAGGUCCAGAAUACAACAAGGAAUUUGGGAAUAAAUUAGGAAAAGUUUUUGAACAUUUGGGAAGUUUGCGACUAGAUGAAAAAUCAACACGAGGUCUCAACCGCUUGUUGUCUGUGUGGGAUGAGAGAAAUGUUUUUGAAAGCGAGGAUAUUGCAACAUACAGAAAAAACUUAAGCAGGGCUGGCAGUACUGGAGGCGAAGUUGAAGAAAUAAAGAGGAACCAUCAUGGUAAAAAGAAAAAGGUGAAGGACAAAGAGGCCAAGAAACGUGAAUAUACAGGUAAAUAUGAAGUACACACAAGUAAAAAACUUCGUAAAGAGAUUGAUGCCUAUCAUCCUUCAACCCCUGAGCCAAGAGUCCGCAAGGAAAGUGAAAAUGAAAUGUCAUUGUUUGGUGGCUCCCCACAUGCUUCAUCCCCCCCUGCUGAUCCACCAGAACCGGAGCAACUUAUUGAAGCAUUGCAGGAACUAGAAAAUGCUGCUACAUCAGAUGCCUUAGUUCGUGAAAAGAUAGCUAAUCUCCCUGCAGAAGUCUCAGAUGUUAGUCUUCUCAGCAAAUUGCAAGAUACAAGUCAAGGUCGUGCAUUAAGUGAAAAAGUUGAAGAAGCCUUAGCAAUGCUUGAAGCUUAUAACAAAAGAUUGGCUGAAGAAAUGGAAGCGCGGAAAGCUGUGGCACGUAUGCUCCAUGAUUAUAUAGCUCAUCAGAAGGACUUAUUGGCUCAAGCAGAAGAGACAUUAGAGGAGCACAGACUUAAACAAGGAAAAGUAAAAAAAGUGAGAGAAGAGCUCCGAGCACAUUUACAAAAUCUACCUGAUAUAUCAAAGUUACCAAGUAUUAAGAGAGGUGGACUAGCUCCACUUCCCUCAGCAGGUGAUCUUUUUACGUGAUGUUUGGAGUGAUAGAGUUUUAUGUGCUCUGUCAGACUUACGAAGUGCCACCAAAUAUUAUAGACCUUACAAGUUUUACCGCCUGAUAUCACCAAGCUACCUGUUUUAUAGGUACUGUUCAAGUCUAAAUUCAAUUGCUGCCUAUGCACUGAAAAACUAAGAUUUUCAUAGGAAUACCAGACACAUAGGUGAACGAAAACCACAAACUAUCGUUAGUUUACAGCAAACUGCGAAUUAUGUUUUAAUAGCUAUUCAUAGCUACACAAGGUUUGUAAUAUCUUUUUGUAUCUGAUUUUGAAAUUUGUAUCUGAUGUUUUAAAUGCAGUACCACCUUUAUUGUGGCAUAACUAGACUCAUGAGUAUAGUACUUGUGUGUCUGUAUGCUUUCAUUUUUAUCCUCUCCUCGGCCUAAGGAAGUAAAUGCUUCAUUUUCAAGUGUUUCACAUUUGAAAUAUAAUGUAAAUUUGAAAUUAUAAAAUCUAUAUAGAACAUGAUUUCCAGAUUCUUUUAUUUUGAAAAACUUAAUAUUAUUUAAAAAAAUUUUUAGAUAUAUAGUUUUCAAUCUUCUGUUUAUGAUUGCUAUUUUGUAGGGAAGUAAAUAUUGCAGUCCAUAUGUUAAUAAAUGAUGCACACAAAUAUGCUAUUUAUUUCAGUGAAAAUUAUCUUCAUAAGAAAUUAUGCAUAAGACCUGUCAGAUAAAAAGAAGCAGAAUAAAAGUAGGAAUUGUUGAUAUUUAUUUGUAGGAGUGACUUUGAGUUGUUAGAGACAUAAUCCAGAUUGAAAAUCAGGAUUUGAAUUGCAUAUCCAAGCAUUGGACAGUUGUAAAUUUGUAUAUACUUAUAUCAGAAUCAGAAAGUUUUGUUAUGAAUACUUAAAAGCACCUAUAUUAGAAUCUUUUUUAAUACUUUUAAAACACUGUAAGAUUAAUAUUGUGUGCUUGGAAGUCCAGUAUCUAUUUUGUACUUGCAGUAAAAAGGCCCUGAAAAACAUUUUUAAGGAUCACACAGCUGCCUUUUUAAGUAAAGUCUUUUUCUUUUCUUGCUAUUUGAGCAAGUGAUUCUGUGCAAUGUGCAUGCUCAUUAACAUGUGUGUGAGCUAUGCAUUAUGUAUUCUGAGAGGAUUAAGACUGAGUGAAUCAUUCAGUGUUAAUUGGUAAACCUGCUGUAGGAUUAGCUAAUAGAAAAAGAUGUGAGGUAGUUUUUAAGUCUCUUGAAUGUUGGUUCUUCAUCAGAUAAAAUAAUGAUUUUUGAAGUGUGUUUUGUAAAUUAUUAGAAAGAAUAGUAAAUUUUAACAAGUGUGAUUUGUAAAUUUAUGUUUAGAUUCCCAUUUGGGAGUUUUGGCUAUGAUAUGGGAGGAUAUAUAAUUAUUAUAAUCCCAUCUUCUGCUCUGAAAAUUAAUCUUGAAUUCUCAUAAAUGAUCAUGUUAUACGAAUGAACAGUUGUAAUUAAUCUAUAACUUGGUUGUAAUUUUCAUAGCUAUAAUAAAUAGUUACGGAUGUAAUUACAUGGUAUCACCUGUGCUCUGUAAAUGCAUAACUAAAAAUUUUUCCUUGGUAUCAGUUUGUAUUUGCUUUGUAAAGCCUCUUUAGAUAUUUGAGAAUACAAAGGGGGAAUCAGAAAUACAUAUUCAGGAAAAAUAGAGUAUGCAGAGAUAGCUCAUGACAGGAAAAGCAUUUAUAGUAUUUAACAAAAUAUGUUCUUUUGUGCUUGUUGCUAGUGGUAUUUUUUUAAUACUGAGUACAUUCGAGUGGUAGCAUUUUCUUUAUCCCUUUUUUUUAUGUGUAAUUGACAGUUACUGGUUUACGAUACAGUAACGGAAAAGAAAUUUGAGUUUCUAAUGAAUGGACUUUAGAAAGUACCUUUUCCACAUUUGAUGUAUUCUGUUCUAGAAGUUUUAUUGCAUUACUACAUAAAGAAAAAGUAAAUGGAUUAGUACAUAUUU
Molecule: messenger RNA, 3097 nt
Organism: Macrobrachium nipponense
Lineage: Eukaryota; Metazoa; Arthropoda; Malacostraca; Decapoda; Palaemonidae
Product: regulation of nuclear pre-mRNA domain-containing protein 1B-like
Exons: 8
Coding region: 53-1156 (367 amino acids)
Biological process (GO): mRNA 3'-end processing
Molecular function (GO): RNA polymerase II complex binding
Source: RefSeq, a predicted model, not a curated record